GAGGUGGUGCUGAGGUUACAGAUGCCAAUUUGUUACCAAAUUCUAUACUUAACAUCACAGUUAAAGCUCCCAAUACGAGUGUUAAAGCUCCCGAUACGGGAACAGGUGGGAUAGGUCACUUUACCAUGAGUAUUGAUGGUUUGAGAGAUAGGAUUAGAUUUCUUAAAAAUCCUAUAUGGGUUGAGGGUUGUAGUUGUAGUAAAUGCGAAAAUAUGCCUCUGUCAUACACAUCCCACUGGGCAUUUCCUGGACCAGCACCUCCAAAAGGUACUUAUUUUGAUGUUUGGAUUGCAGUAUAUUGGGAGUGUGAUG
Molecule: messenger RNA, 312 nt
Organism: Acaulospora morrowiae
Lineage: Eukaryota; Fungi; Glomeromycota; Glomeromycetes; Diversisporales; Acaulosporaceae
Source: the annotation of a GenBank genome assembly